AUGAGUAGGUUGUCUUUCAGACCUCGACCACUUGACAUUCACAAGAAGCUCCCCAUCCUCAAGUCCUUCAAGGACUUUGAAGACGACGAGACACCCACUUCUACCCGUAAUUCCCAAUUGCUACGCAUUGUUCCUGAGGUCGAACAUGAGGCACAUGUUCCACAUGCUCCCAGCAAGAAACUGGCCUCUGAAAUACCCACUCCUCAGUUUGUUUAUGUGGAUACAUAUGAAAGGGACUAUUCUUGUACUUUCGUUCAACCAACUUCCUAUUUGCGGGCAAGAGGAGCUAGGGCCGAGAUUGGAGAGUUUGUUGAGUAUGACUUAGACAAUGAAGAUGAGGAUUGGCUUUCAGAGUUUAAUGAAGAAAGGGAUAUUCUGACACCUGAAAUGUUUGAGAGUCUUCUUUUCAAGUUGGAGGUGUUGGAUCAUAAAGCUCGUGAAAGAGCUGGCCUUUUAACAGCCACUCUUGGUUCGCCGAUACCUGUGCUACUACGAUUUGAAACUGCCAUGGAGACCUUACAAUCUCUAAAUGUCAAAUACACAAUUCUCGAGUCUGUAUAUGAUUACUGGAAAGAAAAGCGAAUACAGUGGCUAAAGCCUAUUUUGCGACGUUUGCAGCCAGCUCCAGCCGUUAACGACACCAACCCAUAUAAUGUCUUUCGUCCAAGGGAGAAGGCCCACAGGCUUCACACAAGAAGGAUGCAAAGAAGAGAAAACAAUGUGCAGUCGUUUGAAAAGCUUCGCCAGGUUAGACGCAACCUUGACCAAGCCAAGAGCUUGUUGGAAGCUUUGAUCAAGCGGGAAGAGAAAAAAAGAGACGUAAUAGAGAGUGAAGUUACAUUACAGAGGAUGCAAAUGAAGUACAAGCAUGAAACAGAAUUUUUGGAAGACAACUUGGCAAUGUCUGGAUUUACUCCCUUCUCUUCCAAGCUUGUUUCAAGUGAAGAGGAAUAUUUUGAUUCAGAUGAUGUCAUGACCAGCCUUCUUCCUCGCUCACGAUCUACUGUACAGAAUUUACAUCCCUAUGACACUAACCUGCCCAUGGUUCCUACAGUCAGUGCAAAGCAAGAAUUAAAGAGGAUACAAGUUCCACAUGGAUGGCCACAUAAACUGGAUCCACUUGAACCAGUUUUAUUGUUCACAAAGCCGUUACUUCCUGGUAAGUUGGCAGUGGCAGGUAUUUUGCCACCUGAUUCUAUCGCAAAAAAUGGGGUGUCAGCACAACCACCAUAUACAUUUCGUGGAAGAAUUGGUAGAGGUGGCCGCAUAAUAUUUGACAGAUCGAAUUUGCUUAUGCAAACUCCAAUUGAUUGUGGUAAUUCGUAUUAUAUGCCACCAAAACCAAGACCUUCAACAUGUAACUAA
Molecule: messenger RNA, 1365 nt
Organism: Vicia faba (fava bean)
Lineage: Eukaryota; Viridiplantae; Streptophyta; Magnoliopsida; Fabales; Fabaceae
Source: the annotation of a GenBank genome assembly